ACAAUCACCACAGCAGAUAAUUGAAAGAAGAUGGCUGCUCCCGUGAUGUGAGGAAGUCUACAUUCAAGACAGAUGAAGAAAAUUCGAUAGAAAAUGAGAUAAACAACGAAACCGCACUGGCAUCUAGGGCAGCAAAGAAUUCUAACGCAAGGACUCUUAGGAGCGGAGAGCUCAGGCGUUUGUAGUUCAGACGUGCGCUUUUGGCUGUAAAUGAAGUGACAGAGAAAAGUGUUCUUCAAAAAUGGAUGGAAUGUCUUCAGAGAGUAAUGAAGAAAAUGCUAAUACAGAGAGACCUAUUAGAAGACGGCAUUCCUCAAUUUUGAAACCCCCAAGGAGUCCUCUUCAGGACCUAAAAAAUGGGAAUGAAACAGUUCAGGAAUCCAGUGCUUUGAGAAAUAAGAAAAACUCUCGACGAGUCAGCUUUGCAGAUACUAUAAAUUUUAGAGUAUUCCAGACAGAGUCUCAUACGAAAAUAGCGAAAAAGUCUGGAAUUACAGAAACAGAAGCAGGAGAAAAUGUUCUGUUUAACUGGAAUAAUUCAGAAGAUAGUUAUUGUGAGAUUACUGGAAUGAAUACAUUGCUUUGUGCUCCCAUUCAGACCCAGGUACAGCAAAAAGAGUUUUCAAGUAAAGAACACAAACAUGAAAGGAAACAUACAAAUGAUCAGACAGUCAUCUUUUCAGAUGAAAACCAGAUGGAUCUGACAGCAAGUAACACUGUGAUGAUUACCAAAGACCUUUUAGAUUGUUCCAAAAAUGAAGAGUAUGCUAAGAUAGACACCACAUCAUUUCUAGCUAACUUAAAGUGCCACAUUGAGGAUUCAAGAAUGAAAAAAGAAUUAAGCAUUUCCAUGGAUCAAAACACUUCGGAGAAAAAAAAUUUUAGUGACUUCAUAAAAAGAUUGAAAACUGGGAAGUGUAAUGCUUUUUUUACCGGGCCUAAUAAAGAAAAUUCUGAAAUUCCUAUUUUUUCCAAGAAAUCAGAUAAUACUCCUUCCACAUAUCAAAUAUGUACAUCUUUUAAUGUAGAUGAGAAAAGUAGUAAUAUAACUAGAGUCUUUAGAGAACAAGAUGAUGGGAUGAAUUUAACGCAGUGUCAUACAAACAAUAUUCAGACUUUCGUUCCCAUAACCGGUGAGGCCAACUUAAGAAAAUUCAAAGGUGACAUUACAAUUUAUGAUAAUGACUGCAUGGAUUUGGCAACUAACCACACAUUACAGGUUUUACCUUCUGUAGACAAUUCAUCUGAAACAGAAAAUCAAACUCAGGCUGUCAUGGAUAUUGCAACAGACUGUGAAACUAAAGCUCUAGGAAAGAAAACAAUCUUUAAGAAAUUCAAUGCUGCUUUUCCAGACCCUUCCUUAAACUCUCCAGAUAAUCUACCUAUAAACAGAAGUCAUAUUGCAGAGUCAGAAACUUGCAGAAUCACUCAAACUUCCAAUCAAGAUAACAGAACAUUGUCAGUGACCCAAGAAUCUAUAUGUUCUAGUGAACUACUUAUUCCAGGUAAUAAGACAGUUUUUUAUUCUACUUGUAAUGAUGCCAUGGAGCUGACCAAGUGUCUUUCAAGUGUGAGAGAGGAGACAAAUUUGUUAAACCAUGACAGUAAUUAUUUUAAAAUAUGUCCCAAUCCAGAUGCCAUACCUUGUAUCACAGAGAAAACUAUUUACUCAGAGGACAGCAUUGACUUUACCAAGAGUCACACAGUUGUAAUAGAUAAUCAGAUUUUUGAACAAUAUCAAGCAGAUGUACAGAUGGCCACAUCAAUACCUAAAAAAGGAAAGAUGCUCCAAAAUUAUAUAAUUGGGUCAGAAGAUAGAAAAAUGAAUGUAAAUUAUAACUUCGUUCCUGGUAUACCUAAAGAGAGAUUACAGCAAAACCUGCUCUAUCAUGAUAAAGAUUCUCCAUCAGCUGGCUAUACUGAGGACACAGCAACAAACCAUAAUAUAGUCUAUUCAGGGGCAAGUCUUCAAAAACAAGCACCACUAGGAAAUAAUAGAAAUACAAUUUCAAACGAGGACUCUUCAUUUUCUAACACAGAGCCAUCACUUUCAUCAGAAAGGCAGUCUGCUCUGACCAAUCAUGUAGUGAAAUCUGUACUAGACCCGAAUUUUAUACUUCCUGAGUCACCGAGGAAAAAUUUAGAGGAUCCCACACCUGACUGUUCUCAUGAUACGUUGACUGUUUGUUCAGAGGAGGAGCAAGGUAUGGAUCUAACCAAGAGUCACACUGUUGUCAUUGGAUUUGGUCCUACUGAAGUAGAAGAAAUUAAUAAUGCUAAUGUAGAACACAGAACCACCCAGCUUCCAAGAGAAAGUACAAAGACAAAUAUAAAAGUGGAACAAUGUGAUAAGAGUCCUAAUGAAAAAACUGAAGUAUUUAUGUGUAAUGAUAAGAAUGCGUUAGAUGACAAAAAUAUGCAGAAUCCUGAAUUUCUAAAAGAAAAACAAAAUUUCAAAAAUUAUGGAAGGAAAAAUGUUGGUGCACUAAAAAUUGAUAAGACUCUAGUAUUUUCAGAGGGUAGUCAGAAUGAUAUGGAUAUCACCAAGAGUUACACAGUGGAAAUAAAUCAUAAACCUUUAGUAGAAAAGGCCAACUCUCAUUUGAUACCUUUGGAAGGAACUUCUAAAACUAUUUUGUAUGCAUGUUGGGAGGAUGAUAUGGAGAUUACUAGAAGUCACACAACUGCUUUAGAAUGUAAACCUGUUUCACCAGAUGAAACAGGUUCUAGGUCUGUGGACAAAACUGUAAUAUUUGUAAAUGAUUGUGAUGAACUAGAAAUGACGAAAUCUCACACUGUUUUCAUUGACUACCAAGCAGAAGAGAGAACCAUACUUUCUGAUAGAUCUAACUUUCAACAGUCCAGAAGGAAAAGCCUACAAAAACCAAAAGUGACAUCUUCUGAGGAUAAUGUUUUCUUUUCUAAAAGUGAUCACCUAGCACCAAAAGACAGACAAGUAACAGUGCUAGAAUGUUCUAACAGAGAUCCUACAGAGAAAACUAUAGCAUUUUUAUCUGAUGAAAAUAUGGGCAUAUCUAAAUUAACCACUUGGGAAAAUGUCAAAGAUAAACAAAAGCCUGUAUCUAUCAAUGAGCCUCUAUCAGUCAAAAGUCAGAGAAGAAAAAGCCUUAGGCCACAAGAUGACAAGCCCAUUACAUCUUCAGAGGAUGAUAAAAAUGACAUGGAUAUCAUCCAGACUUCUAUGGUGGGAAUAAAUAGCAAAAGUGCUCUUGAAGAGAGGGGAAACUUCACUUUGGUACCUUCGACAGGAAUCUCUAGAACUGUUUUGUAUGACUGUGGGCAAGAUGACAUGGAAAUCACUAGAAGUCAUACAGUUGCCUUAGCAAAUAGAACUAUGUUGGCAGAUGAAGUAACUAUUAGACCUGUGGACAAAACUAUAAUGUUUGUAGAUGAUAAUGAUUUGGAAGUCACCAACUCCCAUACUGUUUUCAUCGAUUGUCAAGCCACAGAGAAAAUACUUAAAGAUCAUCCUAAAUUUGGAAUGACAGAAGAAAAAAACUUAAAUGUUUAUUUUCCUAAGGUUGAUAACUAUGAUGAAGAAGACACUAAAAACCAAAUACUGUCUAUAGAAAGCAAAAUUGUUCACCCUGAGCAAAAGGAUCAUAUAAUAUCUUCUAUUCCUACGAAUACAUACUCUAAGCAUCAGAGUGAAAUGGGAAUCAUCAAAUUUCAUGUCCAUGCUACAGGUGAAAAGGGCGAGGAAAAAGUUGUAGACCAAACCUAUACAUUGGAAAAAGCCAAAGUUGAAAGCUGGCAGUUAAAUAGUACAGAUAGAAAAAAUGUGGAUUUUACAGGUAGUCAUGUGACUGCUAUUUGUAGAUCCAGUGAUAAUUCUUGUUCACCAGAUGUUAUUUCUCCUUUUAAUAAUUUGGAGAAUAAUGUCAUGUCCUUAUGUGAUAAAGAUAAAGUCAGUAAGUACCUAGUGCAAAAUGACCUUGCCUUUACAGAUAAUUUAGCCAGUGAAUUCUAUUUGGAAUCUGAGGGCCCACCUCUUUUUGCUCCUUGUUCUUUGUUAGAGAAGGAAGAAGUUAUUCCAACUAAUUCCACAGGACAGAUAGACUAUGCUGUAACACUGCUCAAAGAUCAAGAUCUGCAAAAAGAGCCUCAAAAUCUAUUACCUAGUCAAACUUUAGUGCAUAAUCAAAACCUAGGGGAAAUGACUGAACUCAAUUUAAAGCAUGUAUCUUUUAAACCUCCAAAGGAUCAAAUAGACAUGUUUGUUGAUGAUGCCUUCAUUACUUCUCAGCCUCAUGUCUCAACCCAACAACUCCUGUUCACCCAAAAAGGACAGAAUGUUGCCAGUGAAGAUGUCUCAAAGCUGUCUAACACUGAAAAUGAGAGUUUAAAUAUUGUUACAGAGAACUGCUCUGCACCCACAUGUUCAGACAAAUCCAAAAUUUUCAAUAAUGAGAAACAGUUUGCUAUCGGCUGUGAAAAAGAACUAAAGGAAAAUACAGAUAUCCACAGUAACACAGACUUGACUGCCCAAGUUAUUCAAAUUCAUGCCAAUGCUAAAGAAACAGGUCCUAUACUUGCAUCUGAUGUUCCAUAUUUUAGUAGUGAUAAGCCAAGCCUGAAUAAUUUUAAUGGAAAACCUGGAGAGUUUUUAGAUUUUCAAACUGCUUAUAUACUGCCUUCUUCAGAAGAAAUACUCAAACUAGAAAACAAAGCACUCAGUAAUGUGACUACAGCACAGUCUACAGAAAUAGGUAAUGUUAACAUAUCCCCCAGUGAUGCUAAACAUAACAGAGCUGAAGAAAAUAAAAAUAAUGGAGAUGAAUCUACCCUUGUACCAUUAAAGACAGUUGUUAAAGAUAAAAUGAGGAGAUGUCCUUUGGGAAUAUUUUUGCCCAAAUUGCCAAACAAGAGAAAUUGUAGUGUCACUGGUAUUGAUGACCUAGAGCAGAUGCCAAUAGAGACAGCUGCUUUACAUCAUUUAGAAACUCAGACUGUCUCCACCAAAGAUUCAGGAAUUGGAUCUAUUGCAGCUAAAUUGAAUUUAAGUCCAUCUCAGUAUAUAAAUGAGGAAAAUCUUCCCAUAUAUUCAGGUGAGAUUAAUUCCUCAGACUCAAUUAACAUAGAAAUUGAGGGAAAGCCUUUGAUUGAGACAUAUCAAAAAGAGAUGUCACCAUCUGAAGACAAAAUGGAAGAAACCAGCAACAGCCAAAAAAGAACCUGGGUACAAGACAAAGAUGAUGUUGAGAAUGAGAAAAAAAUCAGAAAAUAUGAGAUUAAUUCUAGUGAUGCUACACAGCAUCAGGAGAUUUUUGAUCACUAUACUGAAGAGGAUAUAGAUAAAAAUGCUAACAGUGUAUUGAUAAAAAACCUGAGCAGGACCUCAUCUAGUGGCAGCAGCUCUCUGGAUUCAAUCAAGGCUGAUGGGAUCUCUCUGGACUUAAGCAUGUACCGGAAUAGUCAAAUGGAAUCCCAGUUUUUCGGACACACUAUUUGUGAAGAGAACUUGAGGGAGAAACUCAAGGAUGGGAGAAUAACAGUAAGAGAGUUCUUCAUACUUCUUCAGGUCCACAUUUUGAUACAGAAACCUCGACAGAGCAGUCUUCCAGCCAAAUUUACUAUAAAUACAUUACCUACUUCAGAAGACCUGAUGUUGAGACAAUAUAUUUAUGGACCCAAGAUAGAGAUUUAUAGAGAAGAUUGUGAAGUUCUUCACCAAAAGAUUGAAGAAUUAAAAGUCUCUGCACUGAACCAAGAUAAACUGUUGACUGAUGUAAACAAGAACCUGUGGGAAAAAAUGAGACAUUGCUCUGAUGAAGAGCUAAAGUCCUUUGGAACUCACCUUAACAAAGUAAAGUCACGUUUUACCAAGAUGACUAAAGUCUUCACUCACCAAGAAAAAGUGACUCUGUACAACAAGCUGGUACAGUCAGCUCAGAAUGAGAGGGAGAAACUUCAGAUAAGGAUAGAUGAGAUGGACACUAUACUUAAGAAGAUUGAUAACUGUCUCACUGACAUGGAAAUUGAAGCUAAGAAUUUGGAGGAUGAAGAGAAAGACAGGCCUAUGGAAGAAUGGGAUUCUGAAAUGAGAGCUGCAGAGAGAGAUCUAGAGCAGCUGAAAACUGAAGAGGAGGAGCUUCAGAGAAAGCUCUUAGAAGUGGAGGCACAGAAAGAACAAACCCUUUCCCAGAUAGAUUUUAUGCAAAAACAAAUAAAUAGAACUGAAGAACUACUGGAUCAUUUGAGCUUGUCUGAGUGGGAAGUCAUUGAGUGGAGUGAUGAUCAAGCUGUAUUUACCUUUGUUUAUGAUACCAUAGAACUCACCAUCACCUUUGGAGAGCCAGUAGCUGGUGUCCCUUUCCUGGAAAAGACUGACAGGAAGAUUGCUGACCUGAAUUUUCAGUCUUUGUUAGAUGAAGUUAAAGCUCCUUCUUCCUCCCUUUUGGUUCAUCAGCUUAUUUUUCAAUACAUUGAGGAACAGGAAUCCUGGAAGAAGAAAUGUACAACACAGCAUCAGGUACCUAAGAUGCUUCAGGAGCUUUCGCUGGUAGUGAGCCACUGCAGACUUCUUGGAGAAGAGAUUGAGUUUUUAAAGAGAUGGGGACCAAAUUAUAACCUAAUGGACAUAUAUGUGAAUAAUACUGAAUUGAGGCUUUUAUUCUCCAGCUCUGUGGCAUUUGCAAAGUUUGAGAUAACAUUGUCUCUCUCUGCCAAUUAUCCAUUAGUCCCAUUACCUUUUACCAUUCAAAAUCACCUGGGGAACACUGGCCAAGAUGAAAUUGCUUCCAUUAUAUCUAAAGUGCCAUUAGAGGACAACUAUUUGAAGAAUGUAGUCAAGCGUAUUUCCCAAGAUCUACUUCAGGACUGCCACUUCUAUCCCUAGACUCAUGAACAAGAGCUAUAAUAACCAAACAAGAGUACAUACACACGUGGGGUCUCCAUGGUGUUUGUCUUUAGAUCAAAGAAGCCUAGUAACAUUCCUCUGACAAUGUUACCAUUAAUUUGUAAGGUUAAUUUUUAAAUGGCUAGUCAGAGCUGAUGAAUGCUCUCAAUUAAUCUGCUAAUCAACUGGUUCAUCUCCAUAUCCAAACUUAAAUAAGUAGUAAGAAAUCUCCUCUAACAAAGUUGCACUCUCUGCUUAGUAUAACUGCUAAGGAGUAACUUCUAAGAGAAGUUAUCACCAACAAACACAUUAGCCAUUUUUCCAUUUUAUAGAUCUAUGAUUUUUUUAAGUUCUCUUGAGUUUGGCCUAGCACAUAUUUCUAGAGUAGAAACGUAUCUGUUAGGUGCUGGCAUGUUGGUGCAUGCCUAUAAUCCCAUUUACUAGGGAAGCUGAGGUGGGAGGAUCACAUAAGCCCAUGAAUUCAAGACUCGCCUAGGCAACACAGCAAGAAUCUAUCUCUGUAACAACAAAAAGAAACAUGUCUGUCUACAAACUACUCAUCCUUUUUGUCCCUUUCAGAAAUGCUAUUUCAGAUAAAAUUUCAGAAAGCAACAGCACCUAGUGGAAUCUAUUCUUCUAUUAAGUCCAUUAAAAGACUUCUAAACUCA
This is a messenger RNA of Cavia porcellus (domestic guinea pig), 7527 nucleotides long. It is a transcript of the gene Knl1, whose product is annotated as kinetochore scaffold 1. Gene Ontology annotation, biological process: attachment of spindle microtubules to kinetochore; cell division; protein localization to kinetochore. The coding region runs from base 242 to 6859 and encodes 2205 amino acids. Gene Ontology annotation, cellular component: nucleus. The transcript has 27 exons. NCBI's taxonomy places the organism in Eukaryota, Metazoa, Chordata, Mammalia, Rodentia, Caviidae. The record is from RefSeq and is a predicted model, not a curated record.